Ricinus communis (castor bean) is the source of this 2262-nucleotide messenger RNA. RefSeq names its product probable chlorophyll(ide) b reductase NYC1, chloroplastic. The coding region runs from base 332 to 1879 and encodes 515 amino acids. NCBI's taxonomy places the organism in Eukaryota, Viridiplantae, Streptophyta, Magnoliopsida, Malpighiales, Euphorbiaceae. The record is from RefSeq and is a predicted model, not a curated record. Gene Ontology annotation, biological process: chlorophyll catabolic process; PSII associated light-harvesting complex II catabolic process. Gene Ontology annotation, molecular function: chlorophyll(ide) b reductase activity. The transcript is spliced from 10 exons.
AGUACAAGGAUCACUUGAUUCAAGGUAAGAAGGGAAGUGAAACUAGACAGACACCAAGAGGAUAGACCCACAAAGCCACGUGUCAACAAUAGCACAAAAGAUGAGGUUACUUUAACGUGUGGCCAUCACAAUUCUCUCCCCACCCACCUGACUAGAUCAAGAUCCCCAAAUCUAACUCUCUCUCAAGAUAUUUUAUUCAUUUCUUUUUUCUUUUAUAAACUUCUCCUAACAAGAUAAAUGAGUAAACGUGGUAUCAAGAACAACCAGUUCGGUUACCCCCAAAAACAUUGGAGCAAACACUUUACAUGAGCUACUCUGUUUAGUCCAAGUUAUGGCAGCUACAGUUACUAAGCUUCACAUAUACCCACAAAGCUUAGAUUACUUUUCUUUCAGUAAACAACAGAGAAAUAGGUUGCUUGGACCAGGUUUGUCAUGGACAGGUUUUGGUGGUUGUGCUGUAAAGUGCAGGUCUUUUAGGUCUGAGGAUGGGAGGGAAGUGGAAGUGGAAGAGAAAGUGAAAGAAUGUCAGAGAAAGCUAAAGAAAAAUAAGAUUGAGUUAAAGAAGGAAGAUGGCUUUUGGAGCAUUUUGAAAGAUGCUAAUUUUGGGUUUGGGAGGUCCGAUUCUCACUCAAAAGAGGAGUAUGCUAAAGCGGUAGCUAAAUUAGAAGAGGCUUUCUCAUCUAUUGCUUUGCAAAUUGGAAGAUAUAUUGUCACCAUGAUGAGCACUGGAGUGAUACUUGCAGUUGGCUUUCAGUUGUCAGGUGGAGACAGUCAGAUGAAUACACUGAUUUGGUAUAGCUGGCUUGGAGGAAUUAUUAUUGGAACUAUGAUUGGUGCCAACAUGGUUUUAGAUGAACAUUGUCGAGCCGGUCCACGUAAUGUUGUUAUAACUGGAAGUACAAGGGGACUCGGAAAGGCACUUGCCCGAGAAUUUCUUCUGUCCGGUGAUCGUGUGGUUGUUGCUUCACGAAGCCCUGAGUCUGUAGACACGACAGUUAGAGAACUGGAGGAGAACCUCAAGGAAGGAAUGGUAACCACCAGUGGUACAUCUAGAACGAAUCUGGCUCAUGCAAAAGUGGUUGGCAUAGCUUGUAAUGUUUGUGAACCUUCUGAUGUGCAAAAAUUGGCAAAUUUUGCUGUCAAAGAAUUUGGUUCCAUUGACAUAUGGAUAAACAAUGCGGGCACAAACAAAGGAUUUAGACCCUUGCUGCAGUUUAGUGAUGAAGAUAUUAACCAGAUUGUUUCAACAAAUUUGGUUGGAUCUAUUCUCUGCACGCGAGAAGCUAUGCGGGUGAUAAUGAACCAGCCUAAGGGAGGGCACAUUUUUAACAUGGAUGGUGCUGGUUCUGGGGGAUCUAGCACCCCUCUUACAGCUGUUUAUGGAUCUACAAAAUGUGGUCUUAGGCAACUUCAAGCAUCACUCUUCAAGGAGUGUAAGCGAUCUAAAGUUGGUGUGCAUACAGCAUCUCCAGGCAUGGUCCUUACAGAUUUGCUCUUGAGUGGCUCAACUCUAAAAAAUAAACAAAUGUUCAACAUCAUCUGUGAACUCCCAGAGACAGUUGCUAGAACUUUAGUUCCACGGAUGCGGGUUGUGAAGGGUUCCGGGAAAGCCAUCAAUUACUUGACACCUCCUAGGAUACUACUUGCUUUGGUCACUGCAUGGCUGCGGCAAGGUCGCUGGUUUGAUGACCAGGGAAGGGCAUUAUAUGCAGCUGAGGCAGACCGACUCCGUAAUUGGGCUGAAAACCGAGCUCGGUUUUCCUUUACAGAUGCAAUGGAGAUGUACACAGAAAAUACUUGGGUAUCUGUGUUUUCACUUUCUGUUGUUUGCGCCUUCAUAAUACUCUCGAGCACAAGCAACCCGUUUCCUGGUACCUGAGUCAUCCCUUUACAAUUGCAACACAUAAAGCCAAAUGUUUGCAGUCAGAAGCAGUGUAAAGAUGCAACUUAAAACAAACAGUAAACGAUUUAUCUGCACUGCAAUAUUAAGGUACGAAUUAACCAUUAAUAAGCGCUCAGCUGUUUUAGAUCGCGAGCCUAGGUGCUCAUUUAACCGCACGUAUACAAAGUCAGGCUCUGUAGGUUUCAGUGUGCAGGAAUAGGAGAGAAAAAUUUACUUUUCAGUAGAGCAAGUCUUAAUUAGAUGAAGACAGAUGUUAUAUAAUUGAUGAAGCAUUCUCAUUUCUUGACUGAGAUGCUUGUAAAUGUAAUGUCUUCGUGAAUUUGUAUUUAAAUUUAAUUCAAUGGUCUGUAUACAUGCUA